AUGUUAACUCUCUCCCUUAAACCCGUAACCCCUUUCACCCACCAAACCGCCAAAUCCCCAAACCCACCAAAAUGCUGCAUAUCUGAAAGGGGCCACUGCUUCGACAUUGGCGACACCUUCUUCCGCCAUGAAAGCGCCACUGGCCGCGACCUCGGUGUGCUUGCAGCUGCCAUUUACAAGAAAUCACACAAUGCCCUCCGAGUGCUCGAUGCAAUGUGCGGCUGCGGAAUCAGAUCUUUACGCUAUCUGGCGGAAGCCGAUGCUGAUUUUGUUUUGGCUAAUGAUGCGAAUGAGGAAUAUGGGAGUGUUAUUACGGGCAAUUUGGAGAGGGCGGGAAAGGAGUAUGGAGAAAAUAAAAGGUGGGUUAUUUCGCAUUCGGAUGCGAACCGGGUUUUGACGGAGUGUUAUUUGAGGAGAGAUUACUUUGAUUUUAUUGAUAUUGAUUCGUUUGGUAGUGAUUCGAGUUUCUUGAGGUCUGCCCUGGGUGCCGUGAAAUUGGAUGGGCUUUUGUACCUCACUUCCACUGAUGGUUUCUCUUCUGGUGGACACCGACCUCAACACUCUUUGGCUGCAUAUGGAGCAUAUGUUCGGCCUAUGCCAUAUUCAAAUGAGAUUGGUUUAAGAAUGCUUAUUGGUGGGGCUGUACGGGAGGCUUCUGUUUUGGGUUAUCAUGUUGUACCCCUUUUCUCAUACUAUUCAUACCAUGGGCCUGUCUUUCGAGUAAUGCUUCGCGUUAGGCGUGGGAAGCUUCCCGAUAACAGGCACUACAGUUUCAUCAGCUACUGUAGUCGAUGUGGGAAUUCUUAUGCAAAUUCAUGGGAUAAACUUAAUGCAAUUGGCUGCUCGUGUAAAGCAAAUGUUCCGGGUUCACUCAUUGUUUCUGGGCCUCUCUGGACAGGACCUCUACACAGUGCACCCUUUCUUACUGAAAUGCUAAAUUUGGCUGAGCAAUGGGGUUGGACGAACAAUGGCAUGGGAAAACAACUCGAAAAGUUGUUAAAUCAGAUGAUUGGUGAAAGUGACCCUAAAUUGCCUUUUGGAUACAUCAAAUUAGACGAGGUAGCGAGUCGUGCAAAGCUUAAUUCUCCUCCCCUAGUUACCAUUUUGAGCACUCUGCACAAGGAGGGAUAUGCAGCUAGCAGAUCACACAUUGCCUCAAAUGCAAUUAAGACCAACUGCCUUAUGGCUGAUUGUGAAUGCUUUUUAACCAGAAUCCCAAGUUGCCGAUACAUGAACAUGGAUCUUGGUACAUUGCUGCUUUUGGACGUUGUUAACGCUUCCAUUGUUUGCCCUGGUAAAAUAAAAUUGAAAUUGAAAUCUGGAAAAGAAAAUGCUGUUACAGUUGACUUAUCACGCUGA
Messenger RNA from Fraxinus pennsylvanica, 1359 nucleotides. The record is from the annotation of a GenBank genome assembly. Lineage: Eukaryota; Viridiplantae; Streptophyta; Magnoliopsida; Lamiales; Oleaceae.